GUUCAUCAAAAAUGUACGUCACCCAUCAGUAAGUUCGCCCGGGUCACGGUUCAGAAACCGUGCGUGAGCGUGACGGGACCCGUAAAUGGUUCAGAAAACAACGUAGGUGCUUGCAAAAAUAAUUAUUUUGCGCAAGCGCCUGCCGAGGUCACUGUUCGCAGGCGCAUGGCAUAUGCCUAUGGAGGAUGCAAUGUCCCACAGGCAGAAUAUUGUACGCAUAAAUGAGUUCGCUCACCAUGCGUUAUGCGUGAGGUCACGCAGGAUUUUGUUCGGUUCAUCAGCGCGGAGAACGCGUGACGAACCUUUGGUCGAAAAAGUACAGUAC
This is a messenger RNA of Stereum hirsutum FP-91666 SS1, 325 nucleotides long. RefSeq lists its product as uncharacterized. The transcript is spliced from 3 exons. The record is from RefSeq and is a predicted model, not a curated record. The annotation marks the transcript as partial. NCBI's taxonomy places the organism in Eukaryota, Fungi, Basidiomycota, Agaricomycetes, Russulales, Stereaceae.